ACGUCCUCAGCCGCAGUCAGGCAGACCGACUCGUGGCCGCGACACCCGUUCGCAGUUUGAUCCGCGAAUCGGUGGAUGAAGAAAAAAAUACUACAUAUUCUCUAUUAUCCGUACGGUCGAUAAAAAUAAAAAUUACCAUCUACAAGUGGAUAAUUUUCUGAAACUUGUUCAGGAUUAAUUUGAAUAACAAAAAGUGACAAUUGUGCAAGUUGAUGUAUAAUUGGAUUUGGGUCGGUCUAUUAUCUCGCAUAAGAAGUGACAUCGAUAAGCCGCUUCGGUUACUUUACACUCUGUUACUCUGCUAGCGAUCAUCGGAAACGGGUUUUCCAAUAGUUCAGACAGCAGUAUAUUCCUAUAAUUAAAAUUGAAACGACGUCCAGCGCGUCGUAGAAAUUAAGCGUUGAAUAAUCGAGUGUUGAAAUUAAUGCGAGCGUUAUGUCGCGGCCAAGGAGACCGAGUGUUUCCAUCCACGAUUAUCCGGAGGAUUUAAAUCCCUUCAAAGACAGCCCCCCGACGCUCCAGCACUCUCCGAUCAGCGUAGAACUCAGAUCAUCUACCAAGGAACCAAAGAAUAAAUUCUGGACCUUUGGAAGAAGCAAGAAGAAACGGUCCAACAGUUUUUCAGUAAAAUCUGCAUGGAGCGGUAUUUUUGGCAAACGUAAGGAACCGGUUCCGGAAGUGGAUCAACGUAGGACAACCAUCACCACAGUUUCAACGUCUUAUCAAAAUGGCCACUUCAGCAGACCGGUACCACCCCCAAGGCCGUCUAGGGAUCAUCAAGAAUUUGAGGAAGCCUUCGGAACGUUCUCGAGGCGGAAAAAAUACUCAAUGGAAAACUCGUCGAACUAUGGUUCUAAUUUAACGGUAAACGGUGACCCUGCACGUCUGUAUAACGGAAGUCCCCAGGAUACGACAGCCUCGAUUUUAGGGGAACUUACGCCGAAGCCCCCGGCAAGGAGAUUCGGACAAGUGAGUCCAAGACCGAAGGACGAGAUUCCACCUUUAGAAUUUGAAGCUAAGGACGAAGUUCAAAUUCGACGACAAAACGACGCUGACGACGAUGUACCGGGAGAAGUUCCCGUUCCAACCAGGAGACUCGGACGAAAGUCGGUACCUCGUGUAAGCGUUCUGGAGGCCCCUGAGGAGGAAGACCGAGGAUCGAUAGCUGCCUCAGAUUUAUCGAUGAGGGACGAAAAUGAAAAUUUGGCUGACGAUUUCAUAUUCAGAAGAUGCAGUCUGGAUGCUGUACGGAGAUCAAAUCUAUCGAUAAACAGUUGCAUAUCAACAGCUAGUGGUAUGAGCACUUUGGGUAGAAAAAAACGACGAGCUCCGCAACCCCCACAGCGUAAAGAAUCCCAGCAAAAUCCCGAGGAUAGACCUGUUGCUCCAGUGUCCCCGGUGGAAUUACAGAUUACGGAAUCAAUCGAUAUCGCUAAAGUUACCGAAGAUAUUCAAGAAAUGACGAAACAAAGUCAAAACAUCGAAGUGGCUGUCCCUUCGAAUUCGCCUCGUGAGACACGUGAUUUUAAAGUAUCGGAAACCGAUGGAGAAGCUAGAAAUGUGGAGGAGGAAAGUUCCAGGGAAAAUUCACCGGCGAAAAUAAAUGGAGAUAUAGCAACGGACGUAAAUUCGAGGGAGAUUGAAACAGUGAUAGAGCCUAGCGAAGAUCCAAACGCGAAUCGAGAGGAAGUCGAAACCGUAGAGAUUGAACGAAUCGUAGAAGAUAAAAUAGAAAUAAUAACGGACAUAGACGAUAGUUCACAAUCGUACGAUGAUACGGAAGAUGUUGAAAUCAGAAAGAACUCCGGAGGGCUAUCGAGAAGCGACAGUUUCUCGGUUAAAGAACAAAUAGAGCAAAUUGAAAGACAAAUAAAAGAGUUGGAGGCGAGAAAUGCGAGUAAUAACAAUAAUAACAACAACAACAAUAACAAUAAUGUUGCCACGACCCAGGAGUCUAAGUUCUAUGAACCCUCCGAAACGAGAUUAUCUAUUCAGGCUAAUCGUAGGAGUUUCUUCAAAAAUAUGGUCAGCAACGACUCGAAUGGGGUGAAAAUCGAGAUCAAAGAAUUACCGCGGGAACAAAAGCAGAUCGAGGUAAUAAAAUUGACCGAUCCACCUGUGGCUGUCGAAGCACCGCAAGAGCCGGUAAAAAUCGUUGAACUUCAUAUAACUGAACCGAUUAAACAGGUGCCCGAACUUGUGGACGAUAUUAACGUGAAUCCGAUACCUAAACCGAGGAGGCACAGUUCGACGCCAGCCCCAAAUAUUUUAUACGACGAUAACAGAGAACGAGUUCUUAACGAUGAUUCCAAAACCAGAGAUACGAGGGGUGAUUCUCUGUGAAAACUAAAAAUACCUAUGUCGGAAGUCCGUAGCACAAAAAAUCGAGACCGCGCAGCUAAUUUCUUCCAUUUUUUUUUUUUUUUUUU
Molecule: messenger RNA, 2429 nt
Organism: Athalia rosae (coleseed sawfly)
Lineage: Eukaryota; Metazoa; Arthropoda; Insecta; Hymenoptera; Athaliidae
Exons: 7
Coding region: 436-2343 (635 amino acids)
Source: RefSeq, a predicted model, not a curated record